AUGAUAGGAAGGGAAAAAGAUAAGGAAAAAAUGAUUGAGUCAUUGUUGAAUCCAACUGGUAGUCAAGGAAAUGUUUCUGUGAAUGCAAUUGUUGGUAUUGGGGGCUUAGGGAAGACUGCACUUGCCCAGUUGGUGUAUAAUGAUGAAAAAGUUAAAAAUUACUUUGAAAGGAAGAUGUGGCAAUGUAUUUCUGAGGAAUUUGAUUUGAAAUUGCUUGUUAAGAAGAUCCUUGAAUGUGGAACUAAUAAUGAGGUGCCUAAUUUAUUAGGAUUAGAACAAUUGCAUAUUCGCCUUAAAGAGAAUUUAGAAGGGAAGAGGUAUUUGUUGGUGUUAGAUGAUGUAUGGAAUGAAGAUCAGAAAAAAUGGGAUGAUUUGAAAGCUUACUUGUUGAUGGGUGCCCCAGGGAGUAAAAUUUUAUUCACCACUCGUAGCACAAGAGUUGCAUUAGUCAUGGGUGUGGAUUCCCCAUAUGUUUUGCAAGGUCUAGCAGACAAUGAGGCUUGGGAUUUAUUUGACAAAUUAGCAUUUGGAGAGGGGCAUGGUGUAGUGAUGAAUCCCAACCUAAUAAAAAUUGGAAAAGAGAUGGUAAAGAAAUGUAAAGGAGUUCCACUUGCAAUAAGGAGUUUAGGAAGCCUCAUGCAUUUGAAAACUAAAGAGAGUGAGUGGUCUUCCAUUUUAGAAAGUGACUUAUUAAAGUCAUUUCAAACAAGUGAGAAUGAGAAUGCUCUUUCUGUGCUGAAGUUGAGUUACUGUCACAUGCCCACUUAUUUAAGGCAAUGUUUCAGUUAUUGUGCAAUGUUUUCCAAAGGUCACGAAUUUGAUAAAGAAACAUUGAUUCGUUUGUGGAUAGCACAAAGAUACAUUGUUUGUUCAAGUAAGGAUGAUGAUUUAGAGGAUAUUGGAGAUCAAUACUUCAAUGAAUUAUAA
Hevea brasiliensis (rubber tree) is the source of this 927-nucleotide messenger RNA. Its product is annotated as putative disease resistance protein RGA3. Gene Ontology annotation, biological process: defense response to other organism. The record is from RefSeq and is a predicted model, not a curated record. Lineage: Eukaryota; Viridiplantae; Streptophyta; Magnoliopsida; Malpighiales; Euphorbiaceae. The coding region runs from base 1 to 927 and encodes 308 amino acids. Gene Ontology annotation, molecular function: ADP binding. The transcript has a single exon.